CACACGGUCCGGUUUGAGGAGUCAGUUGUCGUUUGACUCCUGCUGUGGCUUCAUGCAAGGCCCACCUGGUAGUGAGGGAGUGCGUUUGUUCCGACCGAGCCGUUAGCGUAGCUGCGAUGCAGUGCUGAAAGCUAGCGGGAUCUAGCAUGUUGCUGCAACCGAUGCUGAGCCGCACCGAAGGACAGAUCACGGUAACGAGCGCAUAGCCGGCUGUGAAACGCGAUUGUGACACCGCGAUCAAAGCCUGAUCGAGAACGCUCAACGGUGCCACCCAAGCAGUGCUGAAUUGGUCGAUCGCUAGUGAACGGUGCGUGAGUGUGGAACCGAAAAUGAGGAACGCUAUCAGUCAACCCAGCAAGCCUUCGCUCUCGCUCGUGCUAAUGAUAUGAGCGUGAUCUUGCUGUCAAGUCCUUUCUAAAAACCAACAGAAAAAGGUGAUUUUUUAGUGAAUACCGCACAAAGUGCUCGCUACCAAGACAUAUCCGAAACUCGAACGAUAACAGCAAUCAAACAUACCAAGAAAGAGGUGAUGUGGUGGUGAUCUUUCUACGCCGUUUGUCCUAGCAUCACAGCAGCGAUGCAUUGUUCCCCCUUGCCGCAAAGUGCUUACUACCUAAGCACGGUCCAGCGUAAAGUGUGACUGCCCGCGACACGCACCGAUCAAACAGCACCCGCAUCCGCUCCAGCUCAACGAUCAACACAAUACCGAAGCCCACCGACCGGGUGCCCCCGGCUGGAGAACCUGCUCCUGGGCGCUCACGCAUGUGCCGACCCGAGCCGGCCCGUUUUGGUGCAGUUGCAAUAGAAGCGAAUGCCACUCGGACGCACGGUGUGUGCCAGUGUGCCAGUGUUGUAGUGUAGUGCUGCUCCUUGCUCGGCACGAGAACAUUCGCACGUACCGUGUGGCGGCCGCACGUGGUCGCCCUAGCACUGGGGCCAUCGAGGGGAAGCUUCUGGCGGCAUCGCAUCGCAUCCCGGCCAAACGAGUCCAGCAUUAUGGGACUGCUGAUUAACGUGAAAGCGCUCACCUUGCUGCUGCUGCUCCAGAUACCGGCAAUAUCUGCGGUCAGUUGGGAGGAAUGGUGGACGUACGAUGGCAUUUCGGGUCCUGCCUUUUGGGGAUUAAUCAACCCAGAAUGGUCCCUCUGCAACAAAGGACGCCGACAGUCACCCGUCAACUUGGAGCCGCAGCGGCUACUGUUCGAUCCAAAUCUUCGCAUUCUGCACAUAGACAAACAUCGGAUCAGCGGAACGAUCACCAACACAGGCCACAGCGUGAUCUUUACCGCGGACAACGAGACGUCCUCUGCGUACGGUACGCCCCAGAUACCGGUCAACCUGACCGGCGGUCCACUCUCCUACCGGUAUCGAUUUCACGAGAUACACGUACACUACGGACUGCACGAUCAGUUCGGCUCGGAGCACAGCGUCGAAGGCUACACGUUCCCGGCGGAGAUACAAAUCUUUGGCUACAACUCGCAGCUGUACGCCAACUUUAGCGACGCGCUGUACCGUGCGCAGGGCAUCGUGGGCGUCGCCAUCCUGCUGCAGCUGGGCGAUCUGUCCAACCCGGAGCUGCGCAUGCUGACCGAUCAGCUCGAGCGGAUCCGGUACGGCGGGGACGAGGCGCCGGUGCGCCGGAUUUCCGUGCGCGACCUCCUGCCCGACACCGAGCACUACAUGACGUACGAGGGUUCGACGACGGCACCGGCCUGCUACGAAACCGUCACCUGGAUCGUGAUGAACAAACCGAUCUACAUCACGAAGCAGCAGCUUCACGCACUGCGAAGGUUAAUGCAGGGUGGUCCCGACCAUCCGAAGGCACCGCUGGGCAACAACUUCCGGCCGCCCCAGCCACUGCUGCAUCGUCCCGUGCGGACGAACAUUGACUUUCGAAAUAAACUGGAAAAAGGGGGAAAAAUAUGUGCAACUAUGUACAAGGACGUUCACUAUAAAGCUAAUAGCUGGAAACACAACUGAACGGGGGCGGCGCAACGAGGACGAAACGGACGAGCACGAUGAUACUAGCUUGAUCGUGUUCGAACCCUGAAACCUCCUGCCCGGGUUCGGCGUGGAUUGCUGCGGGGUUGCGUGUCCAGGUGUGCUGCGAGUGGAUGCUGACGGUCCGCUGCCCGAACUGGUCGUCUGGACGGUGGACGAUCUGCCACGGCGAAGGUUCAACAUAUGAAGGCGUAUACGGAGCGGGCAAGACGAAACAGUGAGCCAUGCGUCAAACAACCACACACACACACGCAAACAUAAACAAAAACAGAAACAGAAAAUAUCGUUAGAUAUCAGUAAUUAAGAGGCUUCUAGAUUGGUGGACUAUGUGCGAAGAAACAAUUGCAUGGAAUACGCAUAUCGACGGGGACAGUGAGUGUGUAAGAAAGAGAUGUAGAGAGAAAGAGAUAGCGACCGAGAGAAAGACAUGAAGUGCGUGAAGACGGGGAUGUACUAAAGGUGUAACUGUAUACUGUAACCAUAUCUAGCAUUUGUUUAGUAUUUUGAUGAAAUAGUUUUAUGCAUACGGAUAAUCCGUUUGCUUUGCGACAGGGCCGAUGGGACGCGACAGGGACCGGGCAAUAGUGGCUGAGUGUCUUGCCUUUAACAAGCCACGGGCAACUACUAGCGAAAACGACGGGGCGCGCGGAGAUUGACUGAAUUUCCCAUCCCAAAACCCGCUCCAACACACAAUCUAACGGUCGUCUGAUAAUGGGGGUUCCACUUCUUUCUGAUAGCUAAUUCCGACACGGUUCUACAACACAGAGGGCAACCAGUAGGUGCAGUAUGCAAGGGGUCUGGAGAUUCCCUGCAGGUUGGAGUCACCACAGUCCGUAAUUACGCGACCUCAUCCUUGCGUGAGUUCAUUACAAGGGUCAUCUCUACAUGUGGUAAUGGUUCCUGUGUGUCUGUGGUGCGUGUGGGAACAAGGAAGGUGGUAGCAUUGCAUUGUAACACGUCGACAACCGCACGGAGCUACCAUCAUUACCGCCAGUGCCAAAAGACUGCUCUCUGUCUCUCCAUUUUCCUGAAGCCACUUUAUUUGUUGCAGGUGAUGCACCUCGCCAACAGUAACCGUGUACACACGCUUUUUGAGGUUCGCUUUUUUGCACAAAACUAGCCCGCAAUUACCAGAAGUUUGUCACACACCGGGUACGAUUCGACGUAUGUGCGACGCUCUGUAUGCAGAUCAACCGUUCCGAAAACUUGUUUCAACAUUUGAUAGAGCCCUCGAAAGCACUCCCAAACACACACACAGACGGUUUCGGGAAAUGUAAGAUACACUGGCACUGAUAAGAAACGGUACUGGUGUUGGAUGCUGGAAGCACACUCUCAGGUCCAAUGCUCCCCAAAACGUUACUAAAGAUGCCCAAACCCCUCCAUUUCCCAUUUUCUCCUGGACUGGACGCAUUGAGGCUAGAGUUUGGCUGGACGUAGGUCAUCCACGUGACAGGCAGUUGGUGCCAGGAGUGGUGCCGGGAUAGCGUAACCAACGUGAGCACAAAACUACAUUUACCGUCGGUGGGGGAAAAAAAGCAGCCGGAGCAAGAAACAUAUACUACAAAAAAAAACAACUCCAACUUCCCAACGCCGAGUGAACAGUGUGGACGCCCCGGAGAACUGAAACUCUAUUAAAAGUUUCGAAUAAUUUGUAAAUAAUAUUAAUACAAGCUGCACGCGGCGGAACGAAAACACACCCACACACCCUCACGACCACACCGCCAUUGCGGAGAGACUUCCGCGCCGGCGGAGGCAACUGAUAGCCUCGGUACCCGGUGGUAAUGGUGUGCUUUCUUCGUUUUCGCUGCCUUUUUUUCCGCCCAAGCGUCCUUCGGUUUUGCUGCGACCACUUCCUUUUUGCCCGCUGUCGUGGUAUAAGGUGUGUGUGUGUUUGUCUGUGUGUGCCUCGCAACAGGCGACACAGCAAGGUCUCGGGGUUGUUUCGCUACCGGCACCACUAAAUUUAAAGCUGCCAAGAGUUGACUAUAAACAUUAAAUAUAAAUUAAAAUCGGAAAAGGAAUUGCUGGCACUAUCGGACUGGUAGAGCGAGUGCGGCAAGUCAUGUGAAACGGUUUGGCCACGGUAUACAGAGGUAAACGGGGCGGUGGGUAGCGAGACGAGACGAGGGAAAGAGAAAAAAAAGAUGGCUUAAUAAAUUCUAUAAAAAAGGAGAAGAAGAAGAAGAAACUAGCAACAAAUAGAUGGAACGCCCCUUCCCGGUCAUAGGACGGUGCAACACUGCUGUCUAGGAUGGUGAUGGUGGUGAUCCAACUUCAGGAAGCGGAAUUGUGUGGAAAACAUGAGGCAAGGUCUGUAUGUGUGUAUGUGUGUGUUUUCUUAUACUUCGAUGUUUUUACUCACUCACCAUCGUAAGCAAAACUCUGGCAGCAACACCUUCCGAAUAUGGAGCGGGAGGUAGCUAACGUGCGCGCGAGGUGCAUUUUUAAAGUAUUUUUUACAUUUUUUUUACAUGCUCCAAGCGUGAGCAAGGGCCUGGAAGAUGUGCCGAAACACGCGGUCGCAGGACGCUGAAACUUGUUACGCCCGAAGUUCAUCUAUCGCUCGGUCGGAAGAGUUGCUGUGCCCUCCCCGUGGGCCGUUGCGCUCUGCUCGUCGGGUUAGGGCAACGAUUGAGAAACAGCGUAAAAAAAUAUAUAUGUACACAUAGAAAUGCCGAGUGGAAUAAACCUCAAAUCACUGGCAAUGGGAUGCGCGAUUAUGAUGAUGCUUUAAAACGAGACUACAAAACUCCCUGCCCUGCGCACUUGCAUGCGUUUUUUUUUUGCGCUCUCGGGUUAUAUUUUUGAUUAAUUGUGCUACCGACUGUCGUAGUGAGAGAUGAAUGCCCACUGUCAAAAUGUCUGUCAGCGAGGCGUCUGACAGCAUGUGUAUUAUUCGUUACUUCGUUUUACUUUCUUUAGCUUUCAUGAAAUAUGUACUACAUUUUUGUGGGUGUUAAUUGAUUCUACUCUGCACUGGCAGCCAACUUUCCCCGUUUUAGCCAAUCAAAAUCGGGCACAAUCUUUUCAUUCUCACACACACUGACACACACACACACGUCCAUACAAGAAAUCGGUUUAAAGGGAAGCCAUACCAUCGAAGAAUGAAAUGCCGGGUGGGUAAACCAACAUCCAUUCUUCCCUCAGCACCCAUAAAUCAUGACCCCGUGACACGUUUGCUAUUUUAGUACUCCUCCAACCUCCACCCCCGCCCUCGCCCAGCAGUACCAGCCGGGGCCCGGGACGGCACCGCUUUCUGCAGCAAGCAAUGGCCCCAUCGCUUCAAAGGGCCGAAGCAAACGAAAGGGAUAAGGAAUGGCUGGCUUCUGCAAACAGAGUUAAUGAAUUUCAAUCAUCUGACUCACCCAUCGGUGGGAUAGGGGGAGAUUCGUUCAUUCCCGAAUUGUUUCACCCAUUCUUUGGGACACCGUUCGCUAUGCUCUUGCUAUCACAUUUGCUUUAUUUGAGAAGAGAAGCUUUUUUUUUCUUCUUUGGCUUUGUCUGCGCGAGUGUGCUCAUUUCUAUCGCCGUGCUGCCGGGCUCGAUGCACUCAACGAUGGUGGGAAGCCGAACAAUUCAGGUUAUCAGUCAGGUGCAUCAAUCAAACGCUCCGCAGCUUUUGCGGGUGGCCUGGGGGAGACGGCAACGUUGCUAACAGCAUGCCAGAGUAUUCUGGAGUACAAUACAGCUCGCGAAUUCAACCGGCUUUUGUCCGCGAAUGGACAGCGCCAUGCUGAAAUUAUUAUCAAUAAAGCUAUGGAAACCCCAUUAUCAGAUAGUUGUAGCCAGGUCGAUGGCGCUACCUAAGCGGUGAGGAUCCAGGAAGGACUUAAUCUAUCAGUGCCUGGAUGAACAAAACCCUUGCUGAACCGCACUAGCACGAAGAUAUUUUUGUCCCUUUUUAGACUAAAGACAUUUAAAUAUUUUAAGCCAUCUAGUUUGAUGAAAAAGUAGCAAAAAUAAUUCUGCGAAAAUUCAAAUAUCUGAGCAUUCAUAGACUGAUGGCGACCUUUUGCUGCUACGGUUGCAUACUAUUAGGCGUUUUGGAAUCUAAUGACUGGUUGCGCUGACAAGCUCAUCAAGCGCGCCCUAAAGUAUGCAAUCGUACAGCAGGCGUUACAGCGUCCUUCAUCCAACCCGUUUACGUAGCGUUGCUCGACGGGAACCGUUUCUACAGUGUAUCAAACACACAGCCGAAUUACAACAACAAAAAACAACAAAAGAAAUAAAUCAAAUGCGCUUGGUCACUGGGCGAAGGUGACUUUCGUCAAUUGCUUGCCCUCGUCAAUCAUCUGCUUGCUGUACAAUAUGGAGUACACCUGAAGGUACCAUGGGAUGGAACACAUACAAACACGCACACUCACAGCCCCAGCAUACCCGAUGCAUGAGUGCAAAUCUUAUGACAGUAGAGGUGGAGAGCGAGCGUCCUGUAAUGAGCGUGAUGUAAUAUAUUGAAGCGUGGCGUGGCUGUGCUGGUCUUGCUUUUGGAAGAUGGUUGAUGGUAAAUAUGGAGGUAAAGCAAACGAUGCCAUUAACACGGAAGGAACACCGUGUGUGUGUGUGUGUGCUUGGGUGUGUAAAUGUAAAUAUAGAAUAUCGUCAUAUCUCUGUGCGCAGCGUGAGCGAGCGGUGACCAAAACCAAAUCUGUAAGAGACUCUAGACUAGCAGUACAAUAAAACUGGAACGCUCCGAUGGUAGACCGGGCAGGGCAUGCGAUAGUAGUAGUAGUACGCCGUAAUAAUGAAACGCAGCAUGGAAGAGAA
Anopheles merus is the source of this 6765-nucleotide messenger RNA. RefSeq names its product carbonic anhydrase-related protein 10 (gene CARPB). NCBI's taxonomy places the organism in Eukaryota, Metazoa, Arthropoda, Insecta, Diptera, Culicidae. The record is from RefSeq and is a predicted model, not a curated record. Gene Ontology annotation, molecular function: zinc ion binding; carbonate dehydratase activity. The coding region runs from base 997 to 1980 and encodes 327 amino acids. The transcript is spliced from 8 exons.